This is a messenger RNA of Lampris incognitus (smalleye Pacific opah), 951 nucleotides long. RefSeq names its product SIVA1, apoptosis-inducing factor (gene siva1). Gene Ontology annotation, molecular function: CD27 receptor binding. NCBI's taxonomy places the organism in Eukaryota, Metazoa, Chordata, Actinopteri, Lampriformes, Lampridae. The record is from RefSeq and is a predicted model, not a curated record. Bases 53 to 574 code for a protein of 173 amino acids. The transcript is spliced from 4 exons. Gene Ontology annotation, biological process: extrinsic apoptotic signaling pathway.
GAUAGUUUUCCCGCAACAAGCAGGUCCGUGUUGGAGAAGCACCGCGGCAAAAAUGCCCAAACGAGGCUACCCCUUUCCCGAGUCAUUCUCGUCACAGUAUAAAAUACACGUUGGGCAACGGGAGCUAACUCAACGCAGCAUGUUUGGGGACAAACAGAGACAAGAAAUCUACGAAAAGACCAAAAACCUGCUCUCCAGCGGUGCCAGGGCUGUUAUGGGUAAAAUUUGCAAUAUGGAUGGAUUGGGGAAGUGCACAGAGCCACAGCCCACACAAGCUGCGAUACCUGUGUGCAGCCAGAGACUGUUGAAGGGGCAGACACUAAUUGGACAUGAUGGCAAACUGAUAAGGGCAACCACUGCGCAAGGAUCAGGUGCUCAAGCAGGUCUUGCAGGCUGCUGUGUAUGCCAAAAGAGCCAACGGAUCAGGACGACAUGCUCCCAAUGUGACCGUCCAGUCUGCCACUGCUGCACCCAGCAGUGCUCCAGCUGCUCCAGCCUCUGCUGCUCUGUCUGCACUAUUAUAGAUUACAGUGGGCGAUAUGAUCAAGUACUGUGUUGUGGUUGCUCGUCAUGAAAGAGGACCACGCGAGGAAGCACCUGAGGAUUAUGCUUGAACAGUUAUUGCCUUUACAUUUUCAGAUGGUUUUACUUCAGCUAUAUUUAAUAUCUGUAUUUUUGUCAUGAUCCUAUUUUUAUCAUGAUCCAUGUUUAUUUGUAUAUAUGUAUGUGUACUACACUUCAAAAAUAAACUUGAAAGCUUUUGUUUAUCCAAUUGAUAUUCAGUGGUGUCUUCACAUAUGAGUGUGUAUGGAUAUCAUAAGUCAUUCAUGGGACACAAUUUGAUUUGUUAUAUAAGCCAACACAGUGAUUGUUGACCAUGCAGUGGUGAUUGGGUUUUUACUCACUUGUAUGCUACUGUACGUCGUUAUUUAAAAUGCAUCCCAGUAGAUG